Lottia gigantea (owl limpet) is the source of this 657-nucleotide messenger RNA. RefSeq lists its product as hypothetical. The transcript has 4 exons. Bases 1 to 657 code for a protein of 218 amino acids. The record is from RefSeq and is a predicted model, not a curated record. NCBI's taxonomy places the organism in Eukaryota, Metazoa, Mollusca, Gastropoda, Lottiidae.
AUGUCAGGAACUAAAAGCAUUAGUUGCUCAACCACUUCCGGUUGGGGAUCUCCACCAACAUGUACUCCUAUUGACUUAAAGAACACAAUUUAUGCACAGUUUGCACCUGAUUGGUUAAUGUACCUUUUGGGGGUGUUGAUGUCACUACUGGUUCUGUCCUGUAUAGCUUGUACAAUUUACCAUUGCUGCUGUCGUGCUGCUGGAGCCGCCAUUUACCCAGAAGGUGGUGGUGCUGCACGUUCAACUUCCUGUUGCCCAUGUGGUCGUAGGGGGGAGAACUCUUCUACAUAUGAAAGUAACAUCAUACAUAAUUCAAAUUCGGUUCGCAAAAAACAAGACGUGGUAACAAAACACACGACUACAACAAUGCAUGGAACAGAGGUAAAUCAUGUUGAAGAACCUAAUGGAGUUUAUACUACUCAUGAUGGUUUAAUCCUAGUUCCUGUUAAACCAUAUGAGUUGCACGAAUAUCAUAAGAAUGUUAGCACCAAGAAAGCAUUCCCUGUACAUGGAGGAGCACACUCAGAUACUAACGGUAGUACACCACGCUCAGAAAAGGAUGGUAGUGAUAGAAAUCUCAAAACAGUGGUGAAACCGAUGCCUUUAUGGAUGCCGCAUGCCAAACCCGUUAGAAAUAAUAAUACCAGUACACAUUAA